Punica granatum (pomegranate) is the source of this 3785-nucleotide messenger RNA. NCBI's taxonomy places the organism in Eukaryota, Viridiplantae, Streptophyta, Magnoliopsida, Myrtales, Lythraceae. The record is from RefSeq and is a predicted model, not a curated record.
UUGACUUGACGAAUUAGAGAACUCUGCUUAAUUUGUUCUUGAUAAAUAUCCCUUCCCAGCUCCAAAAAAUUCACGCACCCUUCUAAUUCCGAUCUGAUAUCCCACCGUACAUCAGAGUGCUUAGUGAUGGCACCCUUAACCAUUCUACUCCGAGUGAUCCUGGCCCUCAUUUUUGUGCUCGAAACGUCUCCUCAUCUUCCUUUUGGAGACUCUACACGCACUACCAACAGUCAUGGAACUGGAAGUAAUCGAACCGUAGGGGGUGAGAUGGUGGCACUCUUGAAAUGGAGAUCCAGCCUUGGACGCCAAGGCCGCUCCCUCCUGUCCUCAUGGGAUCCAAGCGUCCCAACUUGCAGAUGGAUGGGGAUAUCAUGUGAUAGUUAUGAAAGAAUGGUGAGCUUGAACCUGUCUUACUAUAAUCUUGAUGGUACGCUCCAAAAUCUGAACUUCUCCUCCUUCCCCGACUUGACCACUCUCGUGCUAGUCAGUACUUCUCUGUCCGGAACCAUCCCUCCAGACAUUGAGAACCUUUCCAAGCUCAACUACCUUGACUUGUCCAGCAAUAAUCUUUCUGGAAAUAUCCUAUCCAGCAUAGCAAACAUCGCCAACCUGUCUCAUGUCGAUUUUAUGAACAACAGUCUCGAUGGAACCUUGCCGAAAGAAUAUGCUGCUUUCAGAUCUCUUACUUUUCUACAGCUAUCAUAUAACAGCAUCUCAGGCUCAAUUCCUGGCUCGGUUGGAAACUUGACAAGUUUGACUGGCCUAUAUCUUAACCAUAAUGAACUUUCAGGGCCUAUCCCCCCCGAGGUAUGGGUGCUAACAUCUCUCAGAGAUCUCUACUUAAGUGACAAUCAACUAACCGGCACUAUCCCGCCUGAAGUGGGGAAGCUCACAUCUCUCCAAAGGCUCGUGUUAAAUGACAACCAAUUAACCGGCACUAUUCCUUCUUCAAUUGGGAAUUUAAGCAGCUUAUGGUAUUUUUUGUUGUUAAAUAAUGAACUUGUUGGAUCCAUUCCUCAAGAAAUAGGAAAGUUGAGCUCUCUCACUCAACUCGAUUUGUCAUCUAAUAGGCUAAGUGGUUCCAUCCCCGAUACCAUUGGAAAUCUGAGCAACUUUGAAUUUUUGUACUUGUAUAAGAACAAUCUCUCUGGCGCCAUACCCCAAGAAAUCGGGAACAUGCCAAGGCUGAUGCACCUGCAACUUCAUCAGAAUAAUCUAACGGGUGCCAUUCCAGAUUCAAUCAGAAAGUUGGGCAGUUUAGAUGUACUGUUUCUUGGAGGAAACAGACUGUCUGGCCCAAUUCCUUCCCCCAUGGGCAACUUGAGCAAACUGACGAUAUUGGAUUUGAGCCUAAAUCAAUUAAGUGGCUCUCUUCCCGUUGAGAUGAACAAUCUCACACGGGUGAGGAUUUUGCAGCUGCCUAAUAAUCACUUUGUAGGCAAUCUACCCCCUGGCGUAUGUCGUGGUGGUGCACUUGAAAGAAUUAUUGGCCAUUCUAACUUCUUCACUGGCCCCAUUCCCCGAAGCAUGAAGAAUUGUUCAACUCUUUCUAGAGUCAGGCUCGAAAACAACCAACUCACUGGAGACAUAUCACAUGCUGUCGGCAUAUACCCCAAUCUAGUUUAUCUUGAUUUGAGUUAUAAUGAACUCCAUGGAAAGUUGCCUGCGAAAUUUGGGCUGUACAACAAUUUGACACUCCUGCGGAUCUCCAACAACAAUAUUUCAGGAACUUUACCGCUUGAGCUUGGAAAUAUGAAAAAGCUUAAAGUCCUUGACCUUUCAAGAAAUCACCUUUCAGGGGGAAUAGAAAGGGAACUUGCAAAUCUGCAGUCCCUGCUUGGGCUUUCGCUGGAUUAUAACAAACUCACGGGGAGCAUUCCUCCUGAGGUUGGGACAAUUUCGACUUUACAAAGUUUUAGCCUCUCUGAGAAUAGGCUGGUGGGCUCCAUCCCUAAGCAACUGGCCAACUGCAUUGACAUGCGGUCCUUGAACUUAAGUGGCAAUGAAUUGCAUGACAGUAUCCCUGUUGAGAUAGGGAAACUACAAUCUCUACGAAGCCUCGAUCUAAGUGGAAAUUCCCUUACUGGAGAAUUACCUGAGCAGCUCGGGCACUUGCGAAAUUUAGAGACCCUCAAUCUCUCACACAACAUGUUCUCAGGUGAUAUUCCAUCAACUUUCAAUAAUAUGGAAAGUUUGACAACAGUUAAUGUGUCCUAUAACCAAUUGGAGGGUCCGAUACCCAAUAGCACAGCCUUCCGUAAUGCCUCAAUCGAUACUGUAAGAGGUAAUAAAGGCUUAUGUGGAGAAAUUGUGGGUCUUAAGCCAUGUCCUUUGAAGAAUCAUGCUAAUGGUCGUAGUGAAAAGGGUGACAAAAAAUUGUUGGUGAUUUUGCUCCCUACAAUUGGUCUCUUGCUUCUUUUUAUCAUCAUUUUUGGACUUUUGUAUGGUAUGAAUUUCCGGACCAAAAGAAAUGCGGAGAAUGAGUUGGUCUCCACCAAUGGCAAUUUGCUGUCAAUAUGGAGCUACGACGGAAGAUUAGUAUACGAGAACAUCAUCGAAGCCACUGAGGGAUUCGACUCUAAGUAUUGCAUUGGCUGUGGAGCAUAUGGGAGUGUUUACAAGGCAAGAUUGUCGAGCGAUCAAAUUGUUGCAGUGAAGAAACUCCAUGUUUCACCACACGACAUAGUUGGCACUACAGCGACAGAGAUAUCUAGGAGGAAGGCUUUUAAGAGCGAAGUUCGUGCUUUGAUAGAGAUCCGACACCGUAACAUUGUCAAACUCUAUGGAUUUUGCUCAUCGUCAAGGCACUCAUUUCUUGUGUACGAGUACUUGGAAGCUGGGAGCUUAGAAGGUUUAUUGACCGAUCAUGAGAUUGCAGCAGGAUUUGGGUGGCUUGAGCGUAGGAAUGUUGCGAGAGGUGUGGCAGAUGCACUAUGCUACCUGCACCAUGAUUGUUUUCCACCCAUAAUUCACCGUGACAUUUCAAGCAAAAAUAUACUUCUCGAUGUGGAUUACGAGGCCCAUGUCUCGGACUUUGGGACGGCAAGAUUUAUGAAACUGGAUUCAUCAAACUGGACUUCAUUUGCCGGAACAUUUGGAUAUGCUGCUCCAGAGCUUGCGUACACCAUGGCAAUAAAUGAGAAGUGCGAUGUCUACAGUUUUGGAGUCGUAGCCCUGGAGUUAAUCAUGGGAAGACAUCCAGGGGAUCUCAUAUCAUCCAUUCGUAAUGUUUAUCAUAUGCAGCUCAAGGAGAUAUUGGACCAGCGUAUUCCAUAUCCCAGAGAUGAAAUAAUGGUUGAUUUGAUCUCUUUCCUAGAUCUAGCAUUCUCAUGCCUAAGUUAUAGACCGGAGUCUCGUCCCAGUAUGAAGCAAGUUUCUCAAGGUCUAUCCACUCAAAGACCCAACGUGCUUGAUUAUUCUUUGGAGAUCAAACUUGGAGAAUUGUUCAAUUCGAGAGGCUUGGUUUCGUGAAAGUCUAAUUACACAUCCGAAUUAGAAGAAGUUUCUUGAAGUCUAUAUGCUUGAAGAUCCACCACGGCAGAGUGAUUCUCGGAGAUCAAACUAGGAGUAGCUCAUUAGAGGGACUUGAUUUUGUGAAACUUUGAUCUUGUAUAUCGUUUCUUUGUUACUUAAUUAACGAUAGAACCCAUCCCGCGUGUGCAUGGAUCUUGUAGAUCUUUGGUACUGUUUUUUCCUCACUUCCUCGGUCAGAUUGUCAUGAUAGUGAUUAUAAUGUACUGAUAGGCAUAUAUACAACAUCGAUAUACAUAUCUUCUGCUGCAUUU